AUGCGGUCGCUGAACGCGUCCGCAUGCGCGGCGCUGCUGGAGCGCGUCCGCUGGGACGAGCCCGCCGGCCUGGCCAGCCUGGCCGUGCUCGCGCUCAUCGACGUGCUGGUCAUUGCUGGGAACUGUUUGGUGAUAGCGGCCGUCCUCUGCUCCUCCAAGUUGAGGAGUGUCACCAACCUCUUCAUAGUGUCCCUGGCUGUGGCUGACUUGUUGGUGGGAGUGGCUGUGUUGCCAUUCUCAGCCACCAGGGAAGUUUUUGAGGUAUGGAUCUUCGGCGACGUAUGGUGCUCAGUAUGGCUGGCCGUCGACGUUUGGAUGUGCACAGCUUCAAUCCUCAACCUGUGCGCUAUAUCCUUGGACCGCUACGUAGCAGUCACCCGACCAGUCAGCUACCCUAGCAUUAUGAGCAGGAAGAGAGCUAAGGCACUUAUAGCUGGGCUAUGGGUGCUGUCGUUUGUCAUCUGUUUCCCGCCUUUAGUCGGUUGGAAGGACAAAAAGACUGAAGAGUCAGAGAAAGACGGCUGGACCCCAAACCCUCCUUGCCCUUGGACUUGUGAGCUCACCAACGACGCCGGAUACGUAGUCUACUCGGCCCUGGGCUCAUUCUACAUACCCAUGUUCGUGAUGCUGUUCUUCUAUUGGAGAAUUUAUAAAGCUGCUGUCAGGACUACCAAGGCUAUUAACCAGGGAUUCAGGACUACUAAAGGCACAGGCAUGGGCAGCCGUUUUGAUGACAACCGUCUCACUCUAAGGAUACACAGAGGGAGGGGGUCAGCUAGACCUCACGGCUCUCCACUCUCAACGGCUUCUAACCAUUCCACCAGCACUUCUCUAAGCGCUUCCCCAGAGAGAUUGAGACGACAUUCCAGCGCGAGGCGAGCCCACGAGAAAGUCAAGAUCUCAGUCUCCUAUCCAUCAUCAGAACAAAUCUGUCCAGCAUUAGAAAAUUCCAGGUCUCCGAGUCGCUCACCCAGCCCUUCUCUCUACGCCGUCCAUUACGAACGAGACGGCAGAGAGUUGACUGAGAGUCGGCUGAGAGUCAGGCCUCAUCUGCUGUCGCCAGGAUUGUCGUAUGAGGAGUAUGAUGAUAAGCCUAGGACGACCAGGAGAAUGGGGAAGAGGAAUAUAAAAGCGCAGGUGAAGCGGUUUAGGAUGGAAACUAAAGCGGCGAAGACCCUCGGGAUAAUCGUGGGCGGCUUCGUCUUCUGCUGGCUGCCCUUCUUCAGCGUGUACGUGGUCAGGGCCUUCUGCGGAGAAUGCGUGACGCCCAUAGUCUUCUCCGUUCUCUUCUGGCUCGGCUACUGCAACUCUGCCAUCAACCCGCUCAUUUACGCUCUCUUUUCUAAAGAUUUCAGGUUCGCGUUCAAACGUAUAAUCUGCAAGUGCUUCUGCGGCGGCGAUGGAGGGCGCAGGGAGUCUGACGGGGAAGGUUCUAGAAGGGCUGCUAGACUGGCAGCAGCUCAGCAUUCCCACUCUUUGGAGGAACACGAUCAACCUGUCUCAACUGCUAGUGAAAGGUGACGUCAAGCCAUGCGGCGGCACAAUCCCCAGUUUCAAACGACCGUCGCAUGUGUCUAGCGAUGCGCUUACUGUGCGCGUAACGAUAACCGUUACGAAUAAACUGCUAUCUCGUUAUUGUGAAACUGUUGAAGUGUUAACACCGUUAUGAUAUAGGUAUUAAUAGCUAGACAGACAAGAAAUAGUACGUUUAUUAAAAUUAAUCAGAGCACAGUCUGAAUCAUGUAUAGUUGUCUAUAAAUAUGG
Amyelois transitella is the source of this 1764-nucleotide messenger RNA. It is a transcript of the gene Oamb, whose product is annotated as octopamine receptor Oamb. The record is from RefSeq and is a predicted model, not a curated record. NCBI's taxonomy places the organism in Eukaryota, Metazoa, Arthropoda, Insecta, Lepidoptera, Pyralidae. Gene Ontology annotation, molecular function: adrenergic receptor activity. Bases 1 to 1521 code for a protein of 506 amino acids. The transcript has 9 exons. Gene Ontology annotation, cellular component: membrane. Gene Ontology annotation, biological process: adenylate cyclase-activating adrenergic receptor signaling pathway.